Penicillium brevicompactum is the source of this 354-nucleotide messenger RNA. RefSeq lists its product as uncharacterized. The coding region runs from base 1 to 354 and encodes 117 amino acids. The record is from RefSeq and is a predicted model, not a curated record. Lineage: Eukaryota; Fungi; Ascomycota; Eurotiomycetes; Eurotiales; Aspergillaceae. The transcript has a single exon.
AUGCGCCUCGCCGUACUCUCCGCCCUCGCAAUUGUCGCGGUCGCGGAUCCCUCCUGGUGGUAUUUCGACGCGUGGGAUGGGUUGAGCUGCGGAGCUAUGCCACAAAAUGGACAAAUUUUCUUUUCCACAGAAGGCACUACAGAAGAUUUUGAAGACGAAGCUUGCGUCAAUCUUGAUGAGGAUCAGAGAGCCUAUUCCUACGCUGCUACCUUCACCGAGAACGAUGUGCAGUUAAAGGGCUUCCUCCGCGAAGACUGCGAAGGACCGGGCAAAGCUCUUUGGAACAACACGUGCAUGAACCCGAGCAUUAAAGUCCCUUACAUCCGCUCAUGGAGGAUUAUGAAGUCCGACUAA